Messenger RNA from Physcomitrium patens, 2896 nucleotides. RefSeq names its product DNA replication licensing factor MCM5. NCBI's taxonomy places the organism in Eukaryota, Viridiplantae, Streptophyta, Bryopsida, Funariales, Funariaceae. Gene Ontology annotation, molecular function: 3'-5' DNA helicase activity; ATP binding; DNA replication origin binding. Gene Ontology annotation, biological process: double-strand break repair via break-induced replication; DNA replication initiation; DNA replication. Gene Ontology annotation, cellular component: MCM complex; nucleus. The record is from RefSeq and is a predicted model, not a curated record.
CGUUGCAUUUGCACGCGUUUGUGUUUCUGAUUGUUGCGGAAUUUCCAUGCGUUAUUUGUACGGAGCAUUGAAGUCUGAGCCCCAGGUGGCUACAUGAAGUAUCUUAAGGAUCGAGUUGCUGGCUUGAAAAUUUGUAGAGGAAUCGGAGCCGAGGUUGACGGUUCCAUUUGAGUCGUAUUCAGUUAAGAGAGGUGGUCUAGAGUGUCAAUGAGAGCUUUUAGUUGAAUCUGCCCCAGAAGAUUGUUGUAGAGAAGGCGACUUGAAGUGGUGUAGACGAAGUUCAAAGGAGUGGAGGCAGGAUGGCGGGUUGGGAUGAGGGCAAUGUAUUCUACAGCGAUCAGCAAUUGGAGGACAAUGAUGUUAAUGUGGCAGAUGCAGCUACUCGGCACACAGCUCAGCGCAAGUUCAAGGAGUUUAUCCGUAGCUUUGGCGAUGUGAAGGGACCAUUUCCUUACAGGGAGUCGCUGCUGCAAAAUCCGAAUGUUCUGCAAGUUGCAUUGGAGGACCUUCACAAUUUUGACGAUGAACUGUCUGAAAGACUUCGGACUAUGCCUGCUGAUUACUUGCCUCUGUUUGAACAAGCGGCUGCAGAAGUAUUGGUCGGACUUAAAUCUAAAGUUGCGGGCGAAGAUGGUGAACUGGAAGAGCCAAAUACUGGAGAUGUCCAAGUGCUAUUGACAUCCAAAGAGAAGGCUGCCUCUAUUCGUGGACUUGCUGCGAACAGUAUUUCGAGACUGGUGAAGAUUACUGGUAUUAUUAUCGCAGCAUCGAGAACAAAGGCUAAGGCUACAUCAGUCACAUUGAUUUGUAAAAAUUGCAAGAACGUUAAAUCCGUGGCUUGCAGGCCAGGUCUUGGGGGUGCGGUCAUGCCAAGGAGCUGUGAUCAUGUAACUCAGCCAGGGGAAGAGCCGUGUCCGCUAGACCCAUUUGUUGUGGUUCCCGACAAGAGUAAAUAUGUUGACCAGCAAACUUUGAAGCUACAGGAGAACCCUGAGGAUGUUCCUACAGGAGAGCUACCUAGAAAUUUGCUGCUAGCAGUUGAUCGUAACAUGGUUCAGAAGACUGUACCUGGAACUCGCGUCACUGUAGUGGGCAUUUAUAGUAUUUUCCAGGCUGGUGGCAGCGGACCAGAGCAGAAGGGUGCAAUUGCAAUUCGGCAACCUUACCUACGAGUUGUUGGCCUGGAGCAAGCCAUCGAUGCACACAAAGCUGGAGGUUCUAUGAACAAUACUGAUGAGGACAUGGAUUUCAAAGAAUUUGCUCGUAGACCAGAUGCGUAUCAAAAAGUAUGUGGGCUCAUCGCCCCUUCAAUUUUUGGUCACGAUGAUGUCAAGAAGGCAGUAGCAUGUCUACUUUUUGGUGGAGCUCGCAAGAGGUUGCCUGACGGUGUACGCCUGAGAGGAGACAUCAACGUGCUUCUUCUUGGAGAUCCCUCUACCGCGAAGUCUCAGUUCCUAAAAUUUGUUGAGAAGACUGCACCGAUUGCUGUUUAUACCUCUGGAAAGGGCUCCUCAGCUGCUGGGCUUACUGCAUCCGUUAUUCGUGACUCUAGCACGAGAGAGUUUUACCUUGAAGGAGGUGCUAUGGUUCUUGCUGAUGGAGGUGUUGUCUGCAUUGAUGAGUUCGACAAAAUGCGACCUGAAGACAGGGUUGCUAUACACGAAGCCAUGGAGCAGCAAACGAUCUCUAUAGCAAAAGCUGGUAUAACUACUGUACUGAACUCCCGGACUUCAGUACUAGCAGCUGCUAAUCCUCCAUCGGGCCGCUAUGAUGAUCUGAAGACAGCACAAGAAAACAUCGAUUUGCAGACAACGAUUUUGUCUCGAUUUGACUUAAUUUUUAUAGUCAAGGAUGCGCGAGAUUAUGCAAGAGACAUGCAAAUUGCACGGCACAUUGUCAAUGUUCAUGCAACUGCAGAUUCAAUUGUACGAGGUACAGAGGUCCAGGACAAGGAGAAUUGGCUCAGACGGUAUAUUGAAUACUCGAAAUCCCAAUGCAGCCCUCGCCUAUCAGAUUCAGCAGCGCAACUUCUCCAAAGUAACUAUGUCAAGAUUCGACAGCAAAUGCGUCAACAAAAUGAUGAGAAUGGAGGCUCACCAAUACCAAUCACCGUUCGGCAACUAGAGGCUAUUAUCCGCAUCAGUGAGUCCUUAGCAAGGAUGCAAUUGUCAGCAGUGGCCACUGAAGAGCACGUCACUGAGGCGCUUCGUCUGUUUCAUGUUUCUACUCUUGAUGCAGCUCGAUCUGGAAUUACUGCAAAUCUUGUUGUCACUCCUGAAAUGAGAGCAGAGAUUCAGCAAGUGGAAUUGCAAGUCAAAAGGCGCAUGGGCAUCGGCAGCUUCUUGUCGGAGCGACGCCUCAUAGAUGAAAUUAUGCGAACCGGUCUGGGAGAGUCAACUAUACGGCGAGCACUCAUUGUGAUGGCUCAACGAGAUGAGAUCGAGUAUAGGAGAGAAAGGCGCGUGAUUGUCAGAAAGGCCUAAGGACGUCUUGGUUGUGAUGUUCUUAGACGUUCUACAGGAGUAAUAUAUUUCUUUGAACGUUCUACGAAAUGCUUGACAACAAUAUCCUCGUUGAAGAUUUUACACCUAUACGUUCAUGAUGGCCACUGUAAUGAACGGCAAUGAGCUCACGUUCUUUAGUCCGAACCUGUUUUGGAUCGAUUCUGUUUUAGCCAACAUUCGACUUCAAUAUUUCAUGACCAUUCUUCAAUCGGAAAUUAGCUUGGGUAAAUCUCAACCUACAGCUCUGGAAAUGUAGAUUAAACUAGCUGGGUUAUACUCUCGCCAGAACUUCUACCCUAAAUCAAUCCUAGAUGCCAGAAACAGGACUUUCGUAAGCCCAAAAACUUGUAUUGUACAACCCAACUUGAAAAUCUAUCGUCUUUUUCAGCAUU